Leptopilina boulardi is the source of this 2944-nucleotide messenger RNA. RefSeq names its product glucose dehydrogenase [FAD, quinone]-like. NCBI's taxonomy places the organism in Eukaryota, Metazoa, Arthropoda, Insecta, Hymenoptera, Figitidae. The record is from RefSeq and is a predicted model, not a curated record. Gene Ontology annotation, molecular function: oxidoreductase activity, acting on CH-OH group of donors; flavin adenine dinucleotide binding. The transcript has 7 exons. The coding region runs from base 1 to 1794 and encodes 597 amino acids.
AUGAGCUGUAAUAACUGUCCAAAACCAAUUACGAAUGAAAUUUCAUUAGCCUCCACAUGUCCAGGUGCUUCUUUUUUUCUAUUUUUGACAAUUUUAGACUCUUUAAUUCGCCAACAAUGUGAUCUUGAGGAUCCCUGUAGACGAAUUAUACCACGUGAUCAUCCGAAAGAAAGUUAUGAUUUUAUUGUAAUUGGAGCUGGAAGUGGUGGCGCAACAGUUGCAUCAAGAUUAUCCGAAAAGAAAUGCUAUUCUAUUUUAUUAUUAGAAGCCGGAUUAGAUGAGAUAUCAUGGGUUCAGGUGCCAUCAUUUUUUCCUUUUUUUGUUGAUAAAAAACAAUAUUGGGAACAUAUUGGAGACGUUGAGAAAAAUGGAUGUCUCAAUUGGAUAAAUAAACAAUGCAUUUGGCCUGGGGGAAAGGUCCUCGGUGGGUCGAGUUCAAUUAAUGGAAUGAUGUACAUGAGAGGAUCUCGUAAAGAUUACAACGAUUGGGAGAAAUUAGGUAAUAAGGGUUGGUCCUACAAGGACGUACUUCCUUUUUUUAAAAAAAGUGAAAAUAAUUUGCAAAUGGACAAAGUUGAUUUCAAAUAUCAUGGACAAGAUGGUCCACUACCAGUGACACAAUUUAAUGAUCAACCUCCAAUUAGUUUUGAUAUUUUAAAGGCUGCCAAAGAAUUAGGUUACAAUACUAUUGAUUUAAAUGGAAAAUCACACACUGGUUGGGCAAUAGCUCAAACUACUUCGGGAUGGGGUUCGAGAUAUUCAUCAGCACGAGCAUUUUUACGACCAGCACGAAAUCGUCAAAAUCUUCAUAUUAUGAUUAACAGUACAGUUAGCAAAAUUUUAUUCGAUCGCAACAAAAAAGCAAUUGGAGUUGAAUUUUACAAAAAUGGAAAAUUAAUUCAAGUUAAAGUUAAUAAAGAAGUCAUUGUCAGUGCAGGCGCAGUAAAUUCACCACAAAUACUUUUAAACAGUGGUAUUGGACCAAGGGAAGAAUUAGAAGCAGUUAAAGUGCCAAUGGUACAUAAUCUUCCGGGUGUUGGUAAAAAUUUUCACGAUCAUGUUGGAUAUGUUUUGUUUCUUUCUAUUAAUGAGAAUGACGUGAAUGUACUGAAUUUGACUAACGCGUUGAAUUACUUACUUUUUAGAAAAGGACCACUAUCUUCAACAGGUCUUUUCCCAGUGACAGGAAUGAUAAAUACAAAAUAUGCAAAUCCUCAAGAAGAUCAUCCUGAUGUACACAUUAUAUUUGGAGGAUACACAUCAAUGUGUGCUCACAAUGUAACAUCAAGAAGAGAGAUAGGAACAUUAAUAAUGGCUCUACAUCCAAAAAGCAAGGGAUACGUUCGUUUGAGAAACAAUAAUCCCCUAUCGAGACCACAUCUUUCUGCUAAUUUUUUAUCACAUCCCAAUGACGCUAAUGUUCUAAUUGAGGGAAUUAAAUUUGUAAUCAAAUUAAUUGAAGCGCCAACUCUUAAAAAAUAUGAUAUUCAAUUAAACAAAACCCCAGUGAAAAAUUGUGAACGUUUCGCAUUUGGAAGUGAUGCCUAUUGGAAGUGUGCUGUAAAACACAAUACAGCACCGGGUGCACAUUUAGCUGGAUCUUGUAAAAUGGGACCAAAUACAGAUCCAAUGGCUGUUGUUGAUGAACAAUUAAAAGUUAAAGGUGUUAAGGGUGUUAGAAUCGCUGAUACCAGUAUAAUGCCAAAUGUUGUUUCUGGAAAUACUAAUGCUCCUGCUAUUAUGAUUGGUGAAAGAGCUGCUGAUUUUAUUAAAAAUAACUGGAAAAUCUGUUAGUAAUAUACCUGUUUUUUUUUUCUAAUAAAAAUUACACAGGACCAUAAAAAAAAAUCCAACAUUUUCAAAGACAAAACGGAAUAUGAUUUUCUCACGUAUUUUGAUGCGCUGAACACAAAUCUGAAGUCCGCAUUUUCUCCAUUACGUCAAGAUUUUUUUUAUAACCUCAAAAAACGUGUCUAAUCAAACGCAAGUAACUCAAAAAAAAAAUCAAAAUUCUUGUUAGCUUGGGUUCUGGGGGUUUUUGAAAUCGCUGAAAACGAAAUUGAUCUGAUUUUCAAAAUUCAAAAUGGCGAAUGCAAUAUGGCGGUCAGUUUUGAAAAAAAGUUAUUAGACUUUUAUGCAAAUCCGAUGUCAGAUUUUCAAAAUUCAAAAUGGCGGAUUCAAUAUGGCGGACAAGUUUUUCAAAAAAUUACUAAAUUUUCUUGCAAUUAAGUAUCUAGGGGAUUUUGGGGUCGCUUCUCACGAAUUCGAUGUCAGAAUUUAAAUAUUCAAAAUGGCGGAAGCAAUAUGAAGGACUAUUUAAAAAAAAAAAAAAAUUUCCCCUAGGUACAGAUUUGCAUGAAAAUCUAAUAACUUUUUUUAAAAUAAUCCUCCAUAUUGCAUGCGCCAUUUUGAAUUUUUAAAAUCUGACAUCGGAUUCGUGAUUAACGACCCUAAAAACCCCUAGAUACUGAUUUGUAAAAAAAUAUAGUAAUUUUUUUAAAAAAAUUGUCCGCCAUUUUGCAUCCGCCAUUUUGAAUUUUGAAAAUCAGAACAAAUUCGUAAUCAGCGAUCCUAUAAAAACCCCUAGAACCGAAACCGACAAGAAUUUUUAGUUACUUGUUUGAUUUAGACACGUUUUUUGAGAUUAGAAAAAAAAGGUCCUAACGUAUUGGAGCAAAUCGAACUUCAAAUUCGUGUUCAUCACAUCAAAAUAUCUUAAAAAAUUAUAUUGCGGUUCGAGAAUUUUUCCCUCAAAUUGUAAACGUAGAUAUUCCGAUUAAGGCGAUUAUAUAAAUAUAUAUUCCGUCACAAGAAACAUAAUUUCUAUAGGAGAAUUUCUGAAAUAUUAUAAAAUAGUUGUAGACCAAAAAGUUUUAGUUAACAAAAUCAAAACCUUUUUUUAUUCAAUUAGAAGAAAUCACUAGGUAUAGUCAGUAUGGCAAUU